GCUCGGAGCGUGCACGUCGCGUUACAUUAGUGUUAUUAUCAGUGUGUGCGUGGAUAAGGUGAUCUGUGCAUGUGUUGUGAUAUGUUCCAAAUUUGAAAUUUGAUCAAACCAUAAAAAAUAGAGUCACAAAAUCAAUAAGUCAAUUAAGUGCAAUAACAAGCAUAAGUGUAAGUGCGAAUAUAAGUGUAAGUGUAAGUGAAGUGGGGCAAAUGUCGUGACAAUGCAGAGGCAGCUUAGCAACGUCAGUAUACAAUCCUAUCAGGAUUACCAGCCUUCGAGACGAUAUGGGUCCCAAUAUGAGCCCGGCGGGUACGCGACCGCAGUGCAACAACGUUCCAACAUGACGCAGCGAGAGGACGUGCUCAAGUUCGAGCAGGGCCGCAUCAGGGCACUGCAGGAGGAGCGGCUGCACAUACAGAAGAAGACUUUCACGAAAUGGAUCAACUCGUUCCUGCAGAAGGCCCGCAUGGAGGUGGAAGACCUCUUCGUCGAUCUGGCGGACGGUCGGCGGCUACUCAAACUGCUGGAAAUCAUCAGUGGAGAGCGUCUGCCGAGGCCCAACUCGGGCAGGAUGCGGGUCCACAAGAUCGAGAAUGUCAAUAAGUCACUCAGCUUCUUGCAUACUAAGGUCCGCUUGGAGUCCAUAGGCGCUGAGGAUAUAGUGGAUGGCAAUCCUCGACUCAUCCUCGGUCUGAUAUGGACGAUCAUCCUGCGUUUCCAGAUUCAGGAGAUCGAAAUUGACGUGGACGAAGAGAACGAAUCGUCCGAAAAGAAAUCGGCAAAGGACGCUCUGCUGCUCUGGUGUCAGCGCAAAACGAGCGGCUACCACGGCGUGCAUAUACACAACUUUACGGACUCUUGGCGCUCCGGUCUCGGGUUCAAUGCGCUUAUACAUGCACACAGGCCAGACCUAUUCCGCUGGACGGAGGUACCGACCAGCGACCAUGUUGAGACGCUCAACCACGCGUUCGAUGUUGCGCACACGCACUUGGGCAUACCCAAGCUGCUUGACGCUGAAGAUGUGGACACAACCCGACCGGACGAGAAGUCGGUUAUGACGUACGUGGCCAGCUACUAUCACACGUUCGCGCGGAUGAAGAACGAACAGAAGAGCGGCCGGAGGAUCGCUAAUAUUAUCGGCCAACUGAUGGACUGCGACGCGCGCAAAGCCGAGUACAGCCGCCUAGUGUGCGCACUGCUCGAGUGGAUACGUCUGAAGAUAACGGAGCUCAACUGCCGCGAAUUCCCCAACUCGCUGGACGGCAUCCAGCGGCUGCUGCUGGCCUUCAAGCAGUACAGGACCGUGGAGAAGCCGCCCAAAUACAAAGAGCGCUCUGAGAUAGAAGCGCUAUACUUCGACAUAAACACCAUGCUAAAGAGUCUAGUGGGUGAAGCGUGGGCGCCGCUAGAUGGACAGUUACCGCAGGAUCUGGAGAGGGCCUGGCAGCAGUUGGAACAGGCUGAACACGCGCGCGAGCUUGCGCUAAGAACAGAAUUACUUCGUCAGCAGAGAUUAGAACAGCUCAACUACAAAUUCAAUACCAAGUCCGUCCUCCGUAAAGGCUACCUCAAGGAAAUGAUUCAAGUGCUAUCCGACCCGCGGUACGGUUCGAACUUAUCGCAAGUGGACGCCACUGUGAAGAAACAUGAAGCUAUAUCUGCUGAUAUAUUGGCUAGGACGGAACGUUUUGAAGACCUGUCCGCCAUGGCGGCAGAAUUAGUAAAAGAGAACUACCACGGCGCGGAAGCUGUGUCCCGCACGGAGCAAGCUGUGCUCGCGCGCUGGAAGGAGCUGCUCGAGCUGUUGGAGCGACAUCGCGGGUCGUUGGCCAAGCUGGCCCAUCUGAUGGCGCUGCUGCGUGAGGCGGACGCUGUUGGCCACACACUGACCGAGAUGAAGGCGCAAUUCGACUCCGAAGAAGUAGGCCGGCACUUAGUCGACGUGGAACGUUUGCUCCAAGCGCACGCAUUACAAGAACUACAACUUGGUGCGCUAGACGAAAGUAUCCAACGUCUCGUACGUCACGGCGCCGCGCUCGAGGGGCUGCCGCACUCGCUGCAGCUGCACCACCAGCUCGACGCGCUCACCAAGAGCUACCAGAGUUUGGUCGCGGCGGCCAAGGACCGCAAAGCAAGGUUGGAAGACGCAAGGAAUCUCUACCAGUUCCUUGAAGACCAUGAAGAAGAGGAAGGUUGGGUAACAGAAAAGCAGCGCAUUUGCCGUACAGAAGUAGCGGCGAAAGACGUUCGCGGUGUUCUCGCGUUACGACAGAAACAUACAGCUCUAUUGCAUGAAUUACGAGCUAGAGACUCUGUAGCGCAGCGGCAUAGAGCUAAGGGACAGAGUCUAAUCGACGCGAAGCACCCAAAGAGUGCUGAAAUCGAGCGUCGUCUGACCGCACUCAGCGAGCAAUGGGAGAUACUCCGUCAAUUGGCUAACGACAGGGACAAAAAACUGGCCGAUGCUGCUGAAGCUCAUCAGUUCUACGGCGAUGCGAACGAAGCGGAGUCGUUCAUGAAGGAGAAGCGUGCGCUCGUCGCGAGUGAAGACUGCGGUGUGGACGCGCCCGGAGCAGCCGCUCUGCUCGCUCGGCAGCGGAUUGUGCACGACGAGCUGCGUGCCUACCGCGAGGAGCUGCGUGCGCUGCGGGCCGCCGCGCAGCGCCUGCGCAGCGCCGGCAUACACACCCUGCAGCUGCCGCUAGAAGUAGAGUCGAGUGGAGCAGUGGAGAGUGAAGAGGAGUGGGGCAGCGAGACGCGGCUGGUGCCGACGGAAGUGUGGGAGGAGGAGCCGGUGGAGAGGCUGGAGCAUAGGACCGUCACGGAGGAGAGGAGUGUGCCGCAGGUGAAAGCGCUAUACGCGUUCAGCGGGCAAGGCAUAUCUAUGGCGAAAGGCGAAGUGAUGUUCCUCAUGAACAAGACAAACCCGGACUGGUGGUCCGUGCGCAAAGCGGACCGCACUGAUGGCUUCGUGCCGGCGAACUAUGUGCGAGAGAUCGAGCCGAGACUUGUGCCUGUGCAAGUGCGUCGUCCAGAAAAAGUGCGUACAGUCCAACGCGUCAAGAAGACAGUACUAGUGAAGCAAGUAGUGCCAGUUCGUAGGGCUAGUGCACCAACACGGCGUAGAGGAACUGUUCACCAUGCACCACCAGCCCCGCCUGUCGCUGAGCGGAUGGAGCAUAUUGAUAAGCAGUAUGACGAGCUACUCAAGCUAUCCGAAUCCCGUCGCGCACAGCUCGAAGACGCGAUCAAGCUAUACAGCUUCUUCGCGGAAUGUGAUGACUUCGACAAGUGGAUGAAGGAUAAGGAGAGGAUGCUGCGUACAGAUGAGAAGGAUGACAGCGUGGAUACCGCUAAGAGGAAGUAUGAGAAAUUCGUCACCGACCUUUCCGCUGCAUCGAAGCGUCUAGAACGCAUAGACGCGGCCGCAGAAGAAUUAGUCGCCGCUAAGCACGGACAAGCGGCUAAAGCGACAGCACGAAGACAGCAGUUGAGACAGCAGUGGGACAGACUGCUGCGGCUCAAACAGCAGAAGGAGAAGAGUCUGGAGGGCGCGUCUAGCGUUGAGCUAUUCAAUCGCACGUGCGACGAAGCGCUCGACUGGAUGUGCGAGAAGGAACAGCAGCUUGAAGUGAGCAGCGCUCCAGCAGCUGACCUGCGCACAGUUCAAGCGCUGCAGCGGCGGCACGCGCAGCUCGAGCGCGAGCUGGAGCCGCUGCGGGAGAAGGUGCACACGGUGACGCUGCUGGCCGACUCAGUCAAGUCCCAAUACCCGAGCGAACGAGCAAACGUCGAAGGGAGACAAAAAGAGAUAGAGAGCAUGUGGGUCAGAUGUCAAGCGCAAGCAGCAGAGAGAAGGAGUAGGCUAGAGAGUGCGGUGGGACAUCAAAUAUUCGGCAAUAGCUCUGCGCAGCUGCAGGACUGGGUGCAGAAAGUACGAGAACAAGUGUCAUCAGACGUGACAGCCAAAGACGUGGCCACAGCGGAGGCGUUGUUGAAAGACCACCAAGAGUUGCACGAUGAUAUUAAGGCGCAUGAUGAUGAAUUCAAAGAAGUGAUCGGUCUCGGCAAACAGUUGUUGGCCACAAAUCCAAAUCUCGCAGACGUUAAGGACAAGAUUCAACAGUUGGAGGCUGAGCAAAAGGCUGUUCAUAAAGAAUGGCAAGACAAAGACAAAUAUCUGAAAGAAUUACUCCAACUACAAAGUUUCAACCGCGAGGCGGAUCAGAUCGACGCGUGUAGCGGCGCUCAUGAAGCCUUCUUGGAGUAUAAGGAGUAUGGGGCGUCCGUAGACGAGGCGGAGACGCUGGUGAAGCGGCAAGAGGAGGCCGAAGCACGACUCGCGGCGCAGGACGAACGUGUUGCUGCGUUUGCGCAGCGGGCCGCCGGUUUGUUGCCCGCGCAUCACGCGAGCGAGCGUAUUAUUGCUCGGCGAGAUGCAGUACUACAAAGGCGAGAGAAAGUCAGACAGGCAUUGGCCGAGCGGCGCCGCGCGUUGCUCGCUAACUUGGCUCACCAACAGUUCGUAGCAUCCACGGAAGAGCUGCAGGCUUGGAUUCAAGACAAAACGCGUACUGCGAAUGACCAAAGUUACAGAGAAUUGGCCAAUUUAGAACGUAAACUGCAAAAACACGAAGCGUUCGAGAGAGAAUUACAAGCGAAUGAGAAACAACUUAGAAAUGUGGAGAGCAUCGGACAAUCGCUCCAGAAAUCAGACCCCAGCCGCGCCAAGAACAUAUCAGACCGUCUGGCGAAGUUACAGACGGGUUGGGAGACGCUUGUAGCAGCGUCGCGCGAUAAGGGUAGCAAGCUGAGACAAGCUGCUCAACAGAGACAGCAUAGACGGGCUGUAGAAGACGCGAAAGCACGUUUGGCUGAGUUGGAGCGUGCGCUCAACAGCGAAGAGAUUGGCACAGAUCUGAGGAGCUGUAAGCGACUGUUGAAUCAGCAUCAGGCACUAGAACAAGAGCUAACUCAAAUGGAGCAACGCGCCGAAGCCCUAUCGGUCCAGGGCGCAGACCUAGUCUCUGGAGGGCACUUUGACAGUGCCGCUAUACAGAGGGACUGCGCAGCCCUACAGGAGGCCUGCGCGGCGUUAAGGCCUAGGGCCAGGGACAGGAGAAGAGCCCUGGAGAAUAGUCUACAAUUGCACAAGCUAGCAGCGGAAGUAGUAGCCGAAACAGCAUGGGUCGAAGAGCGUAGGGCUGCGGCCUCGUCCACGAGCCUGCCUCAAGACUUGCACGCGGCACAAACUGCGCAGAAGAGACACGCCAAGCUACGGGCGGAGCUGCAGGGGCGAAGCCCUAAUGUCGCCCGCGUGUUGGAGACGGGAAAACAGCUGCCGGAUAAUCCGCAAGCGGAUAAGAUAAAGAAGCUCUGCAAGGAACUAGAACAAGCGUACUCCGAAGUGUCUCAAGCGGCUGAAGAGCGCGCCGCCCGCUUGGAGACAGCGCUUAAAGCGCAGCAGUUCAUGCACGACGCGCUUGAAGUGGACUCGUGGCUCGCUGACAAAGCGGCUGAGUUGGCCAGCGCUGACGUCGGCAAUGAUAGACAUCGGGCCACUCAGUUGCUGACAAGGCAUAAGGCGGUGGAGUUAGAACUGGACACGUACGCGGCCAUAAUCGCCGAGAUGGGCCACGUGGCGGGCGCCAUGUGCACAAGUGAAAGUGGGGAAGGAGCGGAGCUGGUGGAGCGGCACCAGCAGCUCGCGGCGAGCCUGCAGCGGCUGCAGCGCCGCGCAGCGCUGCGGCAGGCGGCGCUGGUGGAGAGCGUGUGCAGGCACGAAUAUCUAGCCGAAAGCGCAGAACUGGAGAGUUGGAUUCAGGAACAAUACGGCGCUGCUUCGAGCGAAGACUAUGGACAGGAUUAUGAGCAUCUUUUGGUACUCCGAUCCAAGUUCGAAGAACUGCGUCAUCGCGUAGAAAGCGGUGCGGAGAGAUUCAGUCAGUGCGAGGAACUUGCCAAGAAAUUGUUGGCGUCUAACAGCCCAUAUAUUGGUGAUAUUGAAAAACGACAGGAGGCUUUGGGCGAAUCCUGGCAACGUCUAGUCGAACAGAUCGAAUCUCGCGGCCGUCGUCUGCACGCAGCUGGUGAGAUACACCGAUACCACCGCGACGCGGGCGAGUUACUAGCGCGAGCUGCGUCUAGGCGAGCUCGACUGGCUCCACCCGCUCCCCCGAGAGACUUGCGAGCUGCGCACGCGCUGCUUAGAGACCAUGCGACAGCGGAGAACGAUCUGCUGGCUAUAGAUGCGCAGAUGCAGGUGCUCCAAGAAGAAGGCACCCGUCUCCAGAAGCUCUGUCCAGGUGGUAACGAGCAGCAGAUAGCGCUGCGCCAACGGGCACUCACAGAGGCCUGGAACAGCUUGCGUGCUGCUGCUGAUGAGAGGAAGAAGGCGCUGCAUCAUCAUUAUGAGCUGCAGCAGCUGUUGUCUGAGAUACGCGACGUAACCUCCUGGUCCUCCGAGCUCCGAGGACAAAUGUCGUCAUCCCUCGGCGCUAGAUCAGCGGCCGCUGCGCAAGCGCAACGUGCGCACCACGACGCGCUGCGGGCGGAGAUCGACGCGAGAGACGAUACGUUCAGAGAUGCGCUUGCGCAUGGACAGGAUCUGGUGGAUGCUGGACAUCCUGCUGCACAGGAGAUAGAAGAACGCUGCUCCGCGUUAGUGGAAGAGCGGGCUCGUCUGCACGCUGCUUGGGCAGCCCGGCAGGUGGCGCUGGACCAGCUGAUCGACUGGCACUGCUUCCUGCGCGACGCCAAGCAGCUGCACGACCUGUGCGCUGCUCAGGAGGCCGCGCUCGGUACGGAAAUAUCGCCAACGCUGAGUGUUGAGGAGGUGGACAAUUUGCUGAAGAAACACGAAGCUUUUGAGAAACUUCUCGCGACACAGGAUGAGAAGCUGUCCACCCUCAACAGUCAUGGUGAUAAGUUGCUGCAACAGAAUCACGUGGAGAGUCAGCGGAUCGCUGACGAGUUGCGUGCUAUCAAUGAGAGGAGGAAGAAGCUAUACACAACAGCAGCAGAGCGUCGCGAACGUUUACUGCGCGCACGUGCGCGGGCGCAGUUCAGCCGCGACGCGAAUGAGGCGAGGGGAUGGUUGGCUGAUAAGCUGGCCAUGCUUAAUGCUCAACAUGGCGAAGGCACAAGCCUGGAGGACAAGAUGAAGCGUCUCCAGAAGCACCAGGCGUUCACCGCGGAACUGGCCGCGAACAGAGCUCGUCUCCAAGAAGUGGAGGAGCUGGCUGAACAGCUGGGGCCGGAGAAGGAGGUGGUCCAGGAGCUGCAGCAGCUAAGGGAGGACUGGAGGAAGCUGGAGACGGCUGCUGAAGAGACUGGUCGUGGUCUCGAAGAAGCUCAGGAUAUCCUGGAAUUCAACCAACAUCUCGACAAAAUCGAGGCCUGGAUCAGGGAUAAGGAAAUGAUGGUACAAGCGAACGAAGUUGGCCGUGACUAUGAACACUGUAGCGCUCUUUUACGCAAACUGGACGACUUGGACAGCGACAUGCAAGUGGACGAUAAGCACGUGCGCAACGUUUGCGCGCUUGCUGAUAAACUUUUGAGACAGGGCCCCUCCCAACAAGCGGGCGCAGUCCAAGCCCGCCGCGAUGCUUGUCUCUCCAAGUGGCAAGCGCUCAGCGGAGCCCUACAACGGUAUAAGGAUAGACUGUCCAACGCCCUGCAAUUGCAUUCGUUUAAUAGAGACGUAGAAGACACAUCCGAGCGUAUAGCCAAGAAAGCAGCACUCUUCAGUAGCAACGAGCGUGGUAGAGAAUUACAGGCUGCGCACGAGUUGAAGCGACGGCACCAGGCCAGAGCUGCUGAGGCUUCCGCUAUAGGGGACAAGAUACAAGCGCUCAGGAACCAAGGGAAUACGCUGGCUAAGAGCCAACCAGAGCACGCGUCCGAAAUAGCGGACAGUCUACGCGGUCUGGAGGAAGCGUGGGACAAACUGAAAGAGUUGGGGGAGAAGAGAAGUGCAUUGCUGGACGAAGCGAUCGCGGAACACAAGUUCGACGAGAGUCUUAAGGAACUCGACCUAUGGGUAUCGGAGACUGUCAAACGCAUGUCCGGGGCGGAGCCCGAGAGCGUGGCGCACGCUGAAGCCCUACUCGAAAUGCAUAAUGAGAGAAAGGCGGAAAUAGACGGCCGUCAAAAGGCGAUCGCCUCCCUGCAAAAGGAAGCAGAACAAUCAAACGUGCCAGAGAAAAUCAAGAGAGUUGAGAAACUCUCCUCCAGCCUAGACCAGGCGUGGUUGCAGAGGAAGAACUAUUUGACGCAGGCUCACGAACUGCAAGUGCUGAACGAGCAAGCCCGCUUGGUUGAAGACUGGCUGGCGGCUAAAGAGGCCUUCCUGAACAAUGAUGAUUUGGGCGAAAAUCUUGAUGCCGUCGAGACGCUAAUAAAGAAGCACAUAGAAUUCGCCAAACUGCUCGACUCACAAAUGGGUCGUGUUGAAGAAUUGGAGAAGUUCGGCGGCAGUCUGCUGGGCAAGCGACACCAGGACGCGGAGUAUAUAGAGACGAGGAUAAGGGCGGUGCGGGCGAGGGCCGACAAGUUGAGGGAGAGUUGCACCAGCCGAGGCAAUAAGCUGGAACAAUCGAAGCAACUACAUCAGUUCGUGCGUGAUCUGACACACGAACGGGAAUGGAUCGAGCUGAAGAUGCAGAUCGCGAACGAUCACAGCUAUCGGGAACUAUCAAAUCUUCAAUCGAAAAUGGAGAAACAAUCUGCAUUCGAAUCAGAAUUGGCGGCAAAUAAACGGCGCAUAGAUGACGUAGCUGCAACUGGCGAGAAAUUAAUUGAAUCGAACCACUACGCUUCGCAGGAGAUUGCCAGACAUGUUGAAGACUUGGAGAACUUGUGGACUGAAUUACAGCACGCGGCAAAACUCCGUCGCGAACGUUUACAAGAGGCGUACCAAGCGCGCGUGUUCUUACGCGGACUCGAUGACUUCACCGCGUGGUUGGAUGAUGUGGAGACUCAGCUGUUGAGCGAGGAUCAUGGCAAAGACCUAUCAUCAGUGUGCGCAUUGCUCAAGAAGCACGCGCGUCUCGAGCAAGCGGUCGCGAGUAAAUCAGAAGUUGCGACACAGUUGGCCGACACCGCGACACAUCUGGCCGACACUGGCCACUUUAUGUCGCAAGAGAUUUUGGAUAAAACGGAGCAGGCUGUUAAACGCUACCGUCAACUACAAGAACCGAUACAGAUUCGACGAGAUAAUUUAGAAGAUGCUGCGCUUUUGCACAGAUGGGAGAGAGACGCUGAUGAAGAAUUGCAUUGGUUGAAAGAACGCGAACCGGCUGUUCGCUCAGAAGAGAUGGGAGCCACGCUGCCUGAAGCUCAAGCGUUGUUGAAGAAACAUUCGGCUUUGGAGGCUGAGAUUAUUGCACGCGAAUCAACAAUAAACGCAGUAUGCAGUCGGGCUCUAGCGCUUGCGCGGCGCGGACAUUUUGCCGGCGGAGCUCUAGAAGCUAGUUCGCGUGAUCUGAAGAAUUCGCUCAAGAACCUGAUGGAUGCGGCCGCUUUGAGAUCAACUGCGUUGAAGGAAAGAGUGCAUUCUUUGCAGCUGCUCUCAGAAAUGUGGGAAGCGGAAGCGUGGUUAGCGGAAAGAAAGAGUGCCCUCUCGGGAGGAGAUACGGGAAGAGAUGAGGAGUCCGUGCUCAGUCUGGUGCGGAGGCUGGAGGCUCAGCAGAGGGAACUGGCUGCUUUCCUACCCUCUGUUACUAGGCUGGAGAAGGCUGCUCAGGAACGCGUGAACGAAGAUGAGAUAGUCAAGAAAAAGAUGGAAGAACUGAAAGAGAUGUGCGAAGAGAUCAAACUGCUCUCCGCCAAGCGGCAGCAGAGACUGCAACAGAGCUUGAAGUACUUCAAGUUCGUGCAAGAAUGCGAAGAGGUACAAGAAUGGAUCAGCGAUCAGAUGACUGUAGCGGCCAGUGAGGAGUAUGGUCUUGAUGUAGAACACGUGGAUACUUUGCAACAGGCUUUUGAUAACUUCCUGCAGCAACUUAAUGCAAGCGAAGGUCGCAUAGAAGCUGUGUGCGAAGCGGGCACAGCACUUCUAGAAGAGAACACGCCGGAAGCGGACAGAGUGAAACAGAAGAUUGAGGAUAUUCGCGGGCUGUGGGAUGAUCUGAAGGAGUUGGCUGUUGCUAGGCAGGAGGCACUAGCCGGCGCCCGUCAAGUGCACGAGUUCGAUCGUUCCGCGGAGGAAACACUCGCGUGGGUCGCGGAGAAGGAAGCUACACUACAGCUUCUACGUGAGAUACACCAGCUUAAAGCGCUUGCAGCUGACGUUGAUGCUAUUAGAGAGAAGCAUAAGCAUUUGAGGAAUGAAGCUGAUAGACUCGGCGCAGCGUUCCCAGACGCGCGGGAACAUGUACAAGCGAAACUGGAAGACGUGUCAGACGCGUUACACGCGCUGGAAGGUAGUGCAGCCCGAUGUGACCAACAGCUGCAGCUAGCCGGCCAGCUGCAAGCGUACUUCGACACUUAUCAGGAGCUCAUGGCAUGGGCCAACGAAACAAUGGCCCGGGUGACCGCCCCAGAGUUAGGCGCGGAUGUAGCAGCCGCGGAACGACUUGUGGCCAGACAUGCGGACAUAGCAGCGGAGAUGGACGCCAAGGAAGAUGCUUUCAACACUUUCUAUGUGGAUGGCGAGAAGCUAGUCAGCGAGGGCCACUUCCUCUCGUCCGAGGUGGAGGGCCGCAUGUCCGCGCUGCGCUCGCGCCGCAACGCGCUGGCGGCCGCGUGGCGGGCGCGCGCGCAGAUAUACGACCACCACCUGGAUGCGCUCGUGUUCCUGCGGGAUGCGGACGCGCUUGACCACUGGAUUAGUGCUAGAGUGCCGCUAGUUAGAGACGGCAAGUAUGGUGACAGCGUGGCUCAAACUGAAGAGCUUAUCAAUAGGCAUCGUGAUCUAGAAGAGACCAUCGACGCUCAAAAGGACAGAUUCAACGCUCUUAAGAGGAUCACACUUAUCGAGAAAUCGUUCAAAGAGCAGAAACAAGAGGAGGAACAGGCGCGUCGCCGACACGCUGAACAGCAGGAGAUGGAGAGGAUGCAGCUGGUGAAGAGGAGGGAGAUGGAGAGGAUCGCUGAGGAGCGGCGCCGGGAGAGCGGCUCGCAGCAGGGCCGCCCGGAGUUGGAGCGGCAACUGAGCAACCAAGCCGAGAGCGUUGUAUCCUCAGAAGAAACAUACACACCGGCGCCGCAGUUCGAGCGCUUGCCCAAAUCGGACGCACUCGUUAAACGGGCUGAGAGUAUGAGUGUCGGUACAAAAACACCGAAACGCACGCCUUCGUUCACAACUCGUCGUCGGACACAAAGCUUCCGAAGACAUCGCCAGCCUGAUGAACUACCGCCUGUUGAGAUUGAAGGUUAUCUAGAACGCAAGCAAGAAGCGGGCGUAGGUGGUAAGCGGGCGACCGUACGUUCAUGGCGCUCGUACUACGGCGUGCUUUGUGGACAGUUGCUCUGUUUCUUCAGGGACCAGGGUGAUUUCGCCAGCUCGAAGGCCGCCGCCCCACCUGUGGCUAUACUUAAUGCCCGUUGCGAACCGGCCAGCGACUACACGAAACGCGCUCACGUGUUCCGACUGGCUUGCACGGACGGCGCCGAGUAUCUAUUCGCUUGCGCCAGUCGCUCGCUCAUGCUGGACUGGGUCGCGAAGAUAUCGUUCCACGCUGCAUUGCCUCCGCAACUGCAGCUCACCCCGUAUGCGGCCAGUGCAUCGCCCGCGGAUGCAGUGAGGCGUCGCCUGAGGAACGCUUCAUCAUCAUCAUCAGCAGCUUCAUCACCGGACGCGCAACGCAAGGUGCGGACGCAGAGCGAAAUUUUACAAGAGCAUAGAGCGUCUACGGAGAGGAAUAUAGAAUCGUCAGUACUGCCCUCACUGCCUCCAAGACAACCACCGCCACAAGAUGAUGGCGAUGUUAUUCUAAGAAACUCUGAACACGCUAGCGGCUCGUGGGGCCGGUCCCGUUUCUCAAACGGUAGAGAUAUCAACGCGGAGUUCAUCAAGUCGCAGAAGGAAGCCGCCGAAGCAGAGCCCACAGUGACCGAAAGACCGCCAGCUAUACCAGAAAGGGUUCCUAUAAUAUCAGAAAGGGGUCCCAUAUUGUCAGAAAGGGGUCCAGCCUUACCAGAGAGGAUCAAUACGAGAUCACGACCAGGCUCAGAAAGAGCGUCUGUGGACAGAAGCUCUGUUAUGUCAGAAAGGGGUUCGGUUGUGUCAGAAAGGGGGUCGGAAAGGGGUUCGAUGAUAGAAAGGGGGUCAGAAAGGGGUUCAACCGUAACAGAAAGGGCGUCGAGUUCGAGUGACAGGGAAUUUGAUAGAAAUUCGAACGUUAGCGAACGAAACUCCGUCUCGGAGCGCAGUUCGAGCGAAAGGUUCGAUCGAAAUGCCAAUAAUGAACGCGUGUACGAACAGAGCUAUAGAUACGAGAGGGAAGUUGGGGGUCAGAACCCCGGGGGUUCGAACCCUGGGGGUCCAAACCCUCAAGACAGGGGCGAGAAAUCGGUCACUGCUCUUGUGAACAGCUUCCAGCAGAAAGUGAAUAAGAAUUGGCAGGAAAAAGAGCAGAGAAACUCGGGGUGGAAUAACAAUUGGCAAGGGGUUGAAACUACGUCGCAUUUCUACUCGGCGAGUGAACUCGCGUACGGCGGUAACAGCGGCACGAACACUCGACCGGCGUCCGUGGCCGGUAGCGGUGGAUCACCAGCGUUGGACCAGAGACCGGCUUCUAGAUCGUCAGGCGAAUCGGAACUCUCGGUGGGCGGCACGAAAGAGAAGAAAGACAAGAAGGGAGUGUUCGGCGGACUGUUCAGCAGAAAGAAGAGACCGCAGAGUCACAUGUAAUCGAUAGAGGAGCGAUAUUAUCGUAGACGAUUAUUUAUUUCUUAAAACAAAAGGCGAAAAACGCAAACGUCAAUCGUAACGUCAAACUUUGAAAUCUGUCAAAAUUUUACACUUGUCAAAUAUGACACCUGUCAAAAUCACGUAUAGAUGUGGCUAUAUAAAAAAAAUCUUGUCUAUUUUGUGCCUUUUAUGUAGAUAUAGUUUAGUCUGUAAGCUAUGUGCCUUUUUAUUAUCUUUUUUUUUCGCGUUAAGCGAUUUAUUGUAUUUUUUUAUCGUAAUGAUGAUCAAUUUUACAUUCCUCUUGUCACAAAGUAUUGGGACCAAUUUUGUAAAUGGUAGAUGAUUGCCAGUACAUUCCAAAAUAUUCUCAAAAAUAAGUUCAUUGAAAUUUUUACAAACGUAUUUAAUCUAUACCUAUGUUGUGCAUAAUUAUUAUUUAGCAUCACUCCAUGAUAUUAAACUUAUUCUUUCAUUCAUUUUAAAUAAACAGAUGUAGAAUUUAAUAAAUAAUUUAAUAUUAUUAAGUUCUAAAUAUGUCCAUACAUAUAUUUUUCUCUAAUAUAAAGUACAAUAUAACCACCUUGUUAAGUUAAGACGUUGAUUUUCCCAAGUUUAUAAACGUUAUACAAUUUUUUCUGACGUGUAAUGCCAUCUCGCUCUAACAGUAAGCGAUAGAACGGGACGGCACGAUUUUAAUACGUAUUAAACUUACAGUAAGGAAACGGAGAUAGAAAUAAAAAAAAAUUGUCAAAAAUCAACUUUAUUUAUAUUAAUAUUGAAACUUAAAAGAAUGUUGGUAAAUCUUAAAUUGUUGCUUAGUAAUCAUGUUUAUUAUAUAGGUCUUAUUGAUAAAUGACCAAUUUUAACGUUUGGACCUUUUUUGCCUUAAUAUUUAAGUGUACCGUGUACUGGAUUAUGUUAUUUUAAGUUUGAUGUAUGAAAUAUAUAUUUUGCAUAAU
Colias croceus (clouded yellow) is the source of this 13815-nucleotide messenger RNA. RefSeq names its product spectrin beta chain, non-erythrocytic 1 (gene kst). The coding region runs from base 221 to 12856 and encodes 4211 amino acids. Gene Ontology annotation, cellular component: cell projection; cell junction; plasma membrane. Gene Ontology annotation, molecular function: actin filament binding; phospholipid binding. The transcript has 85 exons. The record is from RefSeq and is a predicted model, not a curated record. Gene Ontology annotation, biological process: actin cytoskeleton organization. NCBI's taxonomy places the organism in Eukaryota, Metazoa, Arthropoda, Insecta, Lepidoptera, Pieridae.